This is a messenger RNA of Zea mays, 2005 nucleotides long. RefSeq names its product F-box/FBD/LRR-repeat protein At1g13570. The record is from RefSeq and is a predicted model, not a curated record. Gene Ontology annotation, molecular function: protein binding. Lineage: Eukaryota; Viridiplantae; Streptophyta; Magnoliopsida; Poales; Poaceae. The transcript has 3 exons. Bases 224 to 1741 code for a protein of 505 amino acids.
AUGAUUUUUGAAAUCGAUUGCUUAGCAGCAAAGGUGGUCAAUUAAUUGAACACGUAUCCUUUCCAUUUUUUCAGUUUGCAACAAAUAGUAGCGGCCUGAUGCGUCAGUUCGUCACCAUCGCCCAUCGAUCGCCCCCACUCCAGAAUUCCCCAAAACCCUCAUCACCGCUCUCCCGUGUCCCUUCCGGCCGGUGUAACCAUGGAUGGUAUGCUUCCCUAGCUAGAUGGAGAGGCAAGGGAUGAACGAGCACCUGAUGAUGUACCACGCCAUGGGCACCAUACGGGACGUCCUGAGCUCCUGGCUCCCGGACCCGCUCGUCUAUGCCGGCGCCCUCCUCUCCGCCGAUUUCUCGUCCCCCGCCGGCGGGAGCGACGUCGCCGAGGAUCGAAUCAGCGCGCUCCCGGAAAGUAUCCUACGCGGCAUCGUCUCACGUCUUCCCGUCAAGGACGCCGCGCGCACCACCUUGCUCUCGUCGCGCUGGCUCCCGCUCUGGCGCUCCACGCCGCUCGUCCUCAUCGACGCCCUUGUAGUUCCGAGCGCUGGUCACGGCGGGAACGCCCUAUCCGGCGCGGUGACCGCCGUGGUGUCUCAGGUCCUGGAGGCACACCCGGGCCCCUUCCGCUGCGUCGACCUCACCAGCAACUCCAUGGCCGCACACCACGCCGAACUCGUGCGCUGGUUCUACCUCCUCGCCACCAAGGGCGUAGAGGAGCUCAUCUUCGUGAACCGGCCCUGGCCGCUCGACGUGCCCCUCCCCGUCGCGAUCUUCAGCCUGCCGUUCAUCAGGCGCCUCCACCUCGGCGUCUGGCGGUUCCCCAACACCGCGGCACUACUCUCCCGUGGCGUUGCCUUCCCCAGACUCCAGGAGCUCCGUCUCGGCUGCAUGGCCAUGGAUGACGAGGACCUCGACUUCGUCCUGGCCAGGAGUCCAGUCCUGGAGACCCUCGUGCUCUACACGAGCCAGGGGCAAGUGAACCUCGGAAUCAGCAGCAGCAGCCUGUGGUCCGUGCAGCUGUGCAUGUGCGUCGUCCAUCACGUCGCGGUCGUGGACGCCCCGCGACUGGAGCGGCUCUUCCUGUGGGAGACCAUUUCUGCUUUCUCCAGUGACAGAGUCCGCACCAGGAUCAAGAUUGGGCGUGCCCCCUGUCUGCGCUUAGUGGGCUUUCUGGAGCCUGGAGUACAUGUUCUUGAGGUCGGCGACACUGUCAUCAAGAUUGGGACAAAGGCAAGCGCAAAUACCAUGAUUCCAAGCGUCAAGAUAUUGGCGUUGAAGGUGCGUUUCGGAGUCCGCAACGAAGCCAAGAUGCUCCCUAGCUUCCUCAGAUGCUUUCCUAACAUCGAGACAUUGCAUAUUGAGUCUAGGAAAGCUGACCAACCGACUGGCACACUGAGUCGCAAGUUCUGGCAGGAGAACGCUCGUGCUGAAUGCGUGCAGUCACACAUCAAGGAGAUCGUUUUCCACGAGUACCGGGGGAAAAGAAGCGAGCUUGCCUUCAUUAAGUUCAUCCUGGAGAACGCGGAUGCACUGCAGGAGAUGGCGAUUGUGUGUGUCAAUGGUAGUUUCUCUUCGUGGGACGAGGCUGCCGCCAAAGUGACGAAGGAUCUCACCUGUGUUAAACGGGCCAGUCAGAACUGCAAUGUGGAGGUCUUGGAGAGUUCUAAUUCUAGAGGAAGUUCGUCUUGGAGCUGCCAGGUGGCAUCUGAUCCUUGUGUUAUUGACCCUUUUGAGUACUGCUACUGAGCUCGGUAUGGCCAUCUGGGUGUCUCGUGAUCCAAGCUAGCUUUCUCGGCAAUUGGUUAUGGUGUUCUCUAGUCUGUUCAUUGCAGUAUCUGCAUGCAUAUGCCACUGUCUUAACACUAGGGCAUGUAGAUAGAUAGGGAGUCCUCUAGUAGCAUAUAUCAUGACAAGCUGUAAUGGCUGAAGUUAGCAGAACAUCGACAAUCUUGCAGCUUGGUGUUAAUGAAAACUGUACAACCGAUAUCUUACUAACAUUUGUCUAUUUUA